Messenger RNA from Neohortaea acidophila, 1533 nucleotides. RefSeq names its product FAD dependent oxidoreductase. The coding region runs from base 1 to 1533 and encodes 510 amino acids. Gene Ontology annotation, molecular function: flavin adenine dinucleotide binding; N,N-dimethylaniline monooxygenase activity; NADP binding. Lineage: Eukaryota; Fungi; Ascomycota; Dothideomycetes; Mycosphaerellales; Teratosphaeriaceae. The record is from RefSeq and is a predicted model, not a curated record. The transcript is spliced from 4 exons.
AUGGCCCAGCAGUACCUCGAUGUCCGUACCGUCGCGGUCAUUGGAGCAGGCGUGAGCGGUGUCGCUGCCGCAAUCCAUCUCAAGCGCGCUGGCCUGGAUGUGACCGUCCUUGAACGAAACAAACGAGCCGGCGGCAUUUGGGUCUUCAAUGAGCAACGAGCAAAAGAUGCGGCCUACCCAUCAGUCUUGCCAUCCACCGGAGAUUCGCCAGAGUACGCAGAAGUGUCGAGGCGGUUUCAGCACGAUGCCCGACAAGACAGUCCAAUGCCCAGAGACCAUCUCAUCAAUCGACAGCGGGAGUUAGACCUGGUAACUAGCUUUGCGCCGCCUGGUCCAUGCUACGCUGCACUCCGCAACAAUGUUAGCACUAUCGAGAUGGAGAUGACCUGUCAAGCUUGGAACCCAGGCACAGCCGAGUUUGUUCCUCAUCACAUCCUCGCCGACUACAUCCAAGCUGGUGCGAUGAAUAACGGCGUCGACGAAUGCUGUCGAUUUAAUACCCGUGUCAACGAAGUGCGCAAGGUCGGUCAGAAGUGGGAGCUUGACGUGUCUCACAUCAAGGAACGAGAUCAACAGGUCGAGCUCGUAGAGAGCGUCGAACAAUUUGACAGUGUCGUCGUUGCGUCUGGACAUUAUCAUGCCCCGAAUAUCCCCAGUCUACCAGGUCUCGCCGAUUGGAAACGAGCCUUCCCCGACGCAGUCCAACACUCCAAGCUCUACCGCUCGAAUGCUGGAUUUGAAGGCAAGAAUGUUCUUCUGGUUGGAGCUGGGGUAAGUUCGAUGGAUAUUGCCAAAGAUCUGGGUCCUGUCGCCAGAUCGGUCUAUCAAUCCUCAAGAGGGGGGAUGUACGACCUUCCGUCGCAUCUCCUCCCUGAGAAUGCGGCGCGAAUUGGCGGCGUCAAGUCUUUCGACCCUUUAUCGACUGAGAAAUCUCUCGAUGGCAGCAUACCGGGGACAAUCACGUUGCAAGACGGCCGGAAGCUGUGCAACAUACACCACGUAAUACUCUGCACAGGCUACCACGUCAGCUUCCCCUUUAUGAAGACCCACCACGCAGAUGGCGUCCAACCGGAAGACGCCGAUGAGAACGUGCUGGUCACCAACGGCCAGCAAACACACAACUUGCACAAAGACAUUUGGCAUAUUGAAGAUCCGACCUUGGGAUUCGUUGGAAGACCUUACCACAUUGCAACGUUUUCCUUCUUCGAAUUUCAAGCCAUGGCAUUGGCUGCAGUGUACUCUGGCCAGGUGCCGUUACCAUCCAAAUCGGCCAUGCGGAAAGAGUAUCAAGAUCGGAUACACGAAAAGGGCGUAGGUCGCACCUUUCACUCCUUGAAGAAGGAAGGGGAUGAGAUUCGCUACGUGAACGAUCUCGUCAAAAUGGUGGACGAUGCGGGUGUGGCGAUGCCUUCCCAUAGCGCGCUCUGGCAUGAAGCGUAUGAGAGGCGGCGAGCCCGGCAGAAGGCUCUCUUCUCGGCCGUGAGAGACCAAGCACUCGAUGAGCACGUUAUGGAGUUGGUCGUCGGUUGCUAA